AUGGAUAGCCCGGAGUUCUCUCCCGAACCUUUCGAAGAAGACGACGUUGAUUCCAAGAAGCCUGGCGAGUCGUCGACAGCCAAGAAACCAAGAACGAAAGCACUAGGCCGCACGAGAACUAAGUCAGGGUGUUUGACAUGUCGAAAACGACGAAUAAAGUGUGGCGAAGAGCGACCAACAUGUCACAACUGCACCAAAUCCAAACGCAAAUGCGAAGGAUACAUCAAGCAAGUAGUCUUCAAAGAUCCUAUCAACACUUACAAACCACCGGUAUCUUCAGCGGCAACUCUGGCGGCAAAGGCGCAUCAGUCCGCUGCUCGUCGCAAUGCCCAGCCUCAGGAGUUGACGAUCAUCCAAACACCUCUUACUGCCAUUCCAAAAUCAUCAAGCGGAAAGGCAUCUAAGCAGUCUGCUAAGUCUACAGCUACAUCUUCAAGGAUUGUAUCGGAUUCUGUGCCCAAACGGAGCGGAAGUUACCAGCAGCCCUUCCAAAACAGCGCUUCCAGAGACAACUUCGCCGAUGGCGGGCCGUCCUUUGCCUCCCACGAAGUCAGCGCCGACACUGUUGAUCGAUCUCAUGUCCCAGAACCCGGAUAUCAUCAAUUCAAAAAGGACCCGACCGGCCUUCGACAAAGCGCAUCACCGAUCAAGCAGGAGCCUGGUGGUAGAUCCACCAGAAAUCCAAUUCAAACUAGCCCUGAGCACCAACAUUCGGUGUUUGGUGCAUCUCUCACAGGUCAACAAUCAUUUCAAGAUCACAACGACCGUUUCCCAGCGUCUUCGUUGUCGAACUUCUACCCACCUUAUCAAUCCACGGAAUGGGUCGCAGCACAGGACAGCCGAUCGGCUUCCAGCAGUGCACCCUCUCCUGCGCAAGCACAAGAUCUAUCGAGUCCACGAGGUGGGAGUGUAGAUCAAUCGCGGUCUUCAGAAGAAAGAAUGCUUGCUGGAGCCGUUUGGGCAAUGCGCGAUAAGCAGCGUGAUGCGACGAUGUACUCCAAUUACCAACCCGAUGACCACAUCGCUCCACAAUCAAGCAUCCAAGUCUACUCUCAGGAUGAAGAUAUGGAAGAUGACGACGAAGAUCCAUGGGAUGUUUCUGACGAUGACACGUCGGUCACUGGCUACGAUGAAUACGGUCGGGAGGAACAUCACAACCGGCAUCUUCGAGACAACGAUCUUGGAGCCCAGGUUGUAUUCGCUUUAAAGAGUGGCCAAUCCUUUCAGGAUGUUCAUCCACGAUCUAUCAUGGACUUUAUCGAUCGUCCAAAUAUGCUGGCCACGUAUGUGCCGUCCUUCCAAGCUACUCCUUUGAGUGAUCCGAUCACAGCCAGAAUCUUCUGUCACUUUGUAAACGUUACAGGACCUUGCAUGUCUAUGUUUGAAAGACAUCCUGCAAACCCAUCCUUGAUCUUCCAAGGUCGACCGAUACCUGCAUCUCAGCAACACAUAUGGACUUACACAUUUCCAACUCUCGCCUUGCAGAACUCGGCGCUACUGCACGCUAUGCUGGCGUUAGCGAGUCUACAUAUCGCGAAACUCCAAGAUGGUCCCGUCACCGCUUCGUUGAAACACUACGCUAUCGGCCUACGAAGAGUUGGAAAAUUAAUCAACCUUCCCAACAGACAAAAAGAGCCGGCAACUCUUGCGGCGGCUCUGUUGCUAGCUUUCUACGAGUGUUGGUGUGCGGAUCAUCAAAAAUGGAGCAACCAUAUCCUCGGAGCGAGGCAGCUUCUGCGUGUCAUUGAUUUUGCGGGCAUGUCAAGAUACAUCAAGGAAGCCAAGAGACAACGGGAACGGGAACAAAAUAUGUAUUACCGGCAACAGCAGGCCCUAGGCCAUAACCCUUAUGACUCUAGAUUUCAACAGCCAGCAAAUCUCGGUGAAAUAAAUGAGGAUAUUGUGGGCAGGCUGAUGGGCACUAGUAUCCCAUACAACGAUUACUCGCGUGUGAUGGACUCGAAUUCGCAGGACGAUACGUCAAAUUACUCGCAGAAGGAACUUGAUGACUACGAGAUACAAAGAGAUCUCUACUGGUGGUAUUGCAAACAAGACGCCUAUCAAGGUGUUCUUGGUGGAGGCAGACUUUUCAUGGACUACAGACUCUGGGCUUUCUGUCCUCCAAGAGCUCCAAUUGGCCGACUUAACGCAACUUACGGAACAUAUGACCAUCUAAUGCUUCUAUUUGGCCGUCUGGCCAGCUUUGCAGCUAAAGACGCAAAAAGAAAGCGUCUAGCAAUAAAAGCCAACGGUGGUUGGAGACCUCCACCAGGCAUGUCCGGUUCUGGCGACCAAACCAGUCAACAAGGACCACCGCCAUCUCAACGAGGACCUCCACCACAAGGACCAGGCUUCCCAGGAAUGGUUCCAGGCGUAACAGAAGCGCAACUCCCCAUGGGCUUCUCCCAAUCCACCGGCCACAACUCGGGCUCCUCCUCCCCCCACUCCUCCGGCAGCGAAGAAGUAGAUCUAGGCCAACAACUCCACGAUGCCCUCGAAGAAUGGCAAGACAUCAUCAACGCCUUCUCCCUUCUCUCAUCCCACUUCGGCGAGGACUUCGCAGCACUUGGCCCUGAAUUCUCCGCCCCGAUCCAAACACCUUUCGGCCCAGCCCUGCAAUACAGAACCUAUGGUAUCGCGGGCAUCUGGAUGAACUUCUACAUGGCACUCAUCGCCUGUCACCGCGCUCACCCUUCCAUGCCUCCAGCAGCCAUGAUGGCCGCCGGUAUUGCCGCGCGCGAAACCGCACAGUACGCCAACGAAUUGGGUCGAAUCGCCGCGGGGAUCUAUCCAGACAUGGAGACCGCCACGGCUGUGAACCCAGGUGUUGGAGCCGCGCUGAUAGAAAGCGCAACACCGCUCUUCAUCUCUGGCGUCCAAUACCAAUCCCCCGCCCAACGCGCCUACAUCAUCACCCACCUGCACACCGUCGCCCGUCUCACAGGCUGGCAAACCGCCCUCGCCAUCGCUAACGGCUGCGAAACAUGCUGGAUCAAAACCGCCGAGAUAGGACGCGGACCCCCUUACACACGUCUUGAAGACCAGAUCCCCCAUCUUGCGACGCCGGCGCGGCCGUUCCCGCCACAGAGCGCGGUUCGGUUGAGUAGUUUCACGCCGCAGAUGCCUGGGGAGAAGGAUACGACUGCCGGGCUGUCGGCGGGAGGAAGGGGGAAUACGGAUAUUUGGAAUACCGGGCGCAGGAUUGAUAGGGCGUUUUUGGGGAAGAGUGAACUUGAGAGGAGGGGACUGCUGAAGGAGGGCGGGAGGGUGCACUAUGCGUUGGGUGUGCUGGGCGUGGAGAGCGAUUUUGAGGGGUUGGGGUUGGAGGAUGGGGGGGGAGGAGAGGGAGGGAGAUGA
This is a messenger RNA of Glarea lozoyensis ATCC 20868, 3357 nucleotides long. Its product is annotated as Zn2/Cys6 DNA-binding protein. Bases 1 to 3357 code for a protein of 1118 amino acids. The transcript has 6 exons. The record is from RefSeq and is a predicted model, not a curated record. Gene Ontology annotation, biological process: positive regulation of transcription by RNA polymerase II. Gene Ontology annotation, cellular component: nucleus. NCBI's taxonomy places the organism in Eukaryota, Fungi, Ascomycota, Leotiomycetes, Helotiales, Helotiaceae. Gene Ontology annotation, molecular function: zinc ion binding; transcription cis-regulatory region binding; DNA-binding transcription factor activity, RNA polymerase II-specific.